This is a messenger RNA of Uranotaenia lowii, 2531 nucleotides long. RefSeq names its product exocyst complex component 6 (gene Sec15). The transcript is spliced from 2 exons. The record is from RefSeq and is a predicted model, not a curated record. NCBI's taxonomy places the organism in Eukaryota, Metazoa, Arthropoda, Insecta, Diptera, Culicidae. Gene Ontology annotation, cellular component: exocyst; membrane. Bases 119 to 2404 code for a protein of 761 amino acids. Gene Ontology annotation, biological process: Golgi to plasma membrane transport; intracellular protein transport; exocytosis.
CACUGUUAUUCUCUGCCCUCCCACAACAAAACUCGGUGGGCGAUUCUUCAGUGCUAAUUUGUUGUGUUUCAAUUUAUUCCUCCAUAAUCGUAGAAAAUAGCUAUUUCUAGCACCAAAAAUGGCCAAUAUUUCGAUGCAAGACAUCGAAGCGGUGGACGAUUACUGGGGCCCCACGUUCCGUACGAUUUUGGAAGGAAACUCGCACGAUCAAAUAUCGGACCAGCUGGAGUCGCGCAUCCGGUCCCACGAUAAGGAUAUCGAACGGAUCUGCAACCUGUACUAUCAGGGUUUCAUCGAUUCGAUCCGGGAGCUGCUGCUGGUGAAAUCGCAGGCACAAGGUUUGAACCAGGAAGUGCAGGGACUGAACGAUGGCCUCGGGAAAGCUUCGGCCGGAGUCAUUGCUAAGGGGAACGAUCUGGUUAAGGCGCGGAAGGUCGAGGGUAAUAUAGCCGGGGCCAUCGAGGGGCUGUCUAGUUGUUUGCCGGUGCUGGAAUGCUAUUCGAAGCUACUGAAACAGGUUAAAGAGAAGCGAUACUAUCCAGCACUGAAAACGUUGGAAAUGCUGGAGAACGAAUACCUGCCGAAGGUAUCCGGAUAUCGAUUUUCUCAACAGAUGAGGGAAACCAUACCUAAGUUGAAGGAAAAUAUCAAAAAAUCCUCUGAAGAAGAUUUCAGGGAGUUUUUGGAAAACAUAAGAAAGUUUUCCCCUAGAAUUGGUGAAAUAGCUAUGAAACAUACCAAGGAACUUCAAAAACGCGAUCUCGAUUCCAUCAUUGCCGAAUACAAACAAAUGUCCAUCAAUGGUGAAUGCGUCGAUGACGAGGAAGAUGUAAAUGCUCAGGAUUUAAUUGAUUUUUCGCCCAUUUAUCGGUGUUUGCACAUCUACACAGUUUUAAAUGACAAGGAAUACUUUGAGAAAGAUUACCGAAAGCAAAGAAGAGAUCAAGCGAAACUAGUUCUCCAAGCCCCUCAAACAAUGCACGAUAACUUGGAGGCUUACAAAACCUAUAUUUAUUCCAUAGUUGGAUUUUUUGUGGUCGAAGACCACGUUAUGAACACAGGUGGCGAAAUCGUUACCCAAACCUAUCUGGAUGACCUUUGGUCUUCAUCGCUAACCAGAGCUGUUAAUGUUCUCAGUAUGUCCUCUUCAUCGUGCACUGACCCUAACAUUCUCCUGAGGAUAAAAAAUUUAAUCAUGUUAAGCAUCACAACCCUCAAAAACUAUGGCUACACCGUCUCACAGCUGUGGGAUCUGCUUUUGGAAAUGCGCGACCACUACAACGAGGUUUUACUUCAACGUUGGGUCAACGAAUUCCGGGAUAUCUUGGAUAAAAGUGACUUCUUGCCGCAGGAAGCGCGCACCCAAGAGGAAUACGAUGCAGUCCUGGAACGUUUUCCAUUCCAUUCGGAGCAGCUCGAAGCUCAACCGUUCCCGAAAAAGUUUCCCUUCUCCCGAAUGGUUCCCGAAGUGUACCACCAGGCGAUGGAAUUUAUGUAUGCCUGUAUGAAGUUCUCCGAAGAAUUGACCCUUUCGCCCAACGAAAUUGCGGCCAUGGUUCGCAAGGCGGCCAACCUGCUGCUGACCCGCAGCUUCAGCGGAUGUCUGUCGGCCGUCUUUCGCAGCCCUAGCUUGGCUCUGAUGCAGGUUAUCCAGAUUAUCAUCGAUACCCAGUAUCUGGAGAAGGCCGGACCCUUUCUGGACAGCUUCGUGUGUAAGAUGACCGGUACCAGCCAAAGUUUGACCCAAACACCGUCCGCCAUGUUUCAGGUGGCCCGCUCCGAAGCCGAACAGCAGGUGUCUACAAAGCUGUGCUCCAAGCUGGAUGAAUUUUUCGAGGAGCUGGAAGGCUACGAUUGGAUGCUGCCGGAAAGCUACGGCCACGCAUCGCCCUUUGUGACCGACAUGAUAGCUUUUCUGCAGAGCACAUUCCAGAGCUUUUCGUACAUUCUGCCGGGCGUCGCUCAGGCAGCGUGUCGCAAGGCAUGCGAACACGUUGCCACCCGAAUCUACAAACUUAUUCUGUCUGAAGAGAUCAAACAAAUAUCGGGCGGAGCACUGGAUCAAAUCAAUCUGGAUCUGAUGCAGUUCGAGCUUUUCGCUGCCUCGGAUCCGGUUCCCGGCUUGAAGGAAGGAGAUUUGUCCAAAUAUUUCGCCGAGAUCCGGCAGUUACUGGAUUUACUUAUUUCGGAGGAUUGGAGUGCGUACUUGCACGACUUCGGAAAGGACGAAAACCGCUAUUCGCUUGUGCAUCCUUCGACGAUUAUCGUGGUGCUGGAAAAACUGCGGGAAGCUGAUAAGAAAUCGAUGCUAUCACUGAUGAAGUCCAAAUCGGAACGGGACAAAAAGAAGCUGCUCGAAACCGUACUUCGGCAGCUGAAGCAGUUGGCCGAAAGACAAAAUUAAAGGAUAUCGGACUAUAUUUAACCUUAUAGUAGGAAACAUAAUACAUAAGCUUAAGCAGAACAAUAUUCAGUUUAUAUUCCAGCAAAUAAAUUAACACGCACUGUUCAAGAAUCCAGCUUAACACCUU